Messenger RNA from Hibiscus syriacus, 802 nucleotides. Its product is annotated as stem-specific protein TSJT1-like. NCBI's taxonomy places the organism in Eukaryota, Viridiplantae, Streptophyta, Magnoliopsida, Malvales, Malvaceae. The transcript is spliced from 6 exons. Bases 77 to 796 code for a protein of 239 amino acids. The record is from RefSeq and is a predicted model, not a curated record.
UUUUCGUUCCUUUACUCAAGCUCUUUAUAGAUUCCUUCUAGUUCCGACCAAAAAUCGUUUGGAGAGAAAAAAAAAGAUGUUAGGAGUGUUUAGCAGCACGAUAGUGUCCCCACCGGACGAGCUGGUGGCGGCCGGAUGCCGGACUCCGUCGCCCAAGAUAUCGGCGGACGCGCUUGUGAAACGGUUCCUCGAGACGAACUCCUCCGCCGUGUCCAUGCAGAUCGGAGACCAUGUCCAGUUCGCUUACUCGCACCAUAACGAAUCUGCUUUACAGCCCAGAUCAUUCGCUGUGAAAGACGAAAUCUUCUGCUUGUUUGAGGGUGCACUCGAUAACUUGGGGAGCUUAAAGCAGGAAUACGGGCUUGCAAAAUCAGCAAAUGAGGUGAUGCUGGUCAUCGAAGCUUACAAGGCUCUUCGUGACCGAGCACCUUACCCUCCCAACCAUAUGGUUGCGCAUCUCGACGGAUGCUUCUCUUUCAUCGUCUUCGACAACGCCACCUCCACCUUGUUUGUGGCUUCGGAUCAAACUGGCAAGGUACCUCUUUAUUGGGGAAUCACGGCCGACGGAUACGUGGCCUUUGCCGAUAAUGCUGAUUUGCUUAAAGGUGCCUGUGGCAAAUCUCUUGCUUCUUUCCCUCAAGGGUGUUUCUUCUCCACAGCAAUUGGAGAACUUAAGAGCUAUGAGAAUCCCAAGAACAAGAUCACUGCUGUUCCUGCUGAAGAGGAGGAGAUUUGGGGAGCUAAAUUUAAGGUGGAAGGGCCAGCAGUGUAUAAGAACUUCUCUGUGAGUAUUUGAAGAUGG